AUCUGGCGUUCUUCCACCUGACUGAUUCGUCGCAUCAAUAGGCAGCAGACUCGGUGCGCAGACUCAACAGCAAUGUUCGCAGAUCCCGUGACAAAAGAGCACCUGAGAUUCGUAUGUGUCGCCAUAUAAACUUCACUACCCAUCACACGAUCCGACCUAGACAUCUUGUCCCGGAGAUGACUCGGAUGACAUCAUCCUGAGUCGCCAUUUUCUCCAUCUGAUCGUCGCGCUUUGCCAUCGCAUCCGCCGCAAAGAUGAAAGGUGCAGAGGGGAAUUAGAAAUAAAUGAUGGAAGGAUUGUUGAAUAUCAUCAUCAACCAAGAAUCUUCGUCGCUUCUAUAUAACGCCUUUGCGGCCUGUUUAUUUCUCAUCGCUUUUCGCAUGCUCUUCAAGCAGGUUUCUCGUUUCUAUCGGCCGUCGACUUCCCCCGCUCGUGUCAGACUCGCGCAAAUGUCUUCGCAUAUAUCCAGUGGCCUCACCAAAGGGCCGAGGUCAGAGAAAGAGAAUGAUGCCACGUCUACUUUAGCAGACAUUCCAAAGUCAAAUACAUUCACCUCCAAACUACCUCCCGAUUCACAGUAUCCCACUCCUCUCGAGUCACAUCAGGCGCCUCGACAAAAGCUGGGGCCUCGCAUGGUCAGAGAAGCAUUAUAUACAUAUGUCAGGCCGGAACCUACUGAGGAUCCCGAGCUUCUUGCUGUCAGUCGAGCCGCCCUCCGUGACAUUGGUCUUGCCGACAGUGAGGCCAACUCCGAAGAGCUCAAAGAGGUUGUUGCAGGCAACAAAUUCUACUGGGAUGAAGAAAAUGGGGGCAUCUACCCUUGGGCACAAUGCUAUGGUGGCUUUCAAUUUGGUCAAUGGGCGGGCCAACUGGGUGAUGGACGAGCAAUCUCCUUGUUCGAGGCUACCAACCCAAAGACCAAGGUCCGCUAUGAACUACAAUUGAAAGGCGCGGGCAAGACGCCCUAUUCGAGGUUUGCCGACGGCAAGGCUGUACUACGAUCCAGCAUCAGAGAAUUUGUCGUUUCUGAGUAUUUGAAUGCCAUCGGUAUUCCGACAACACGAGCUCUUUCAUUGACGUUAUGCCCCAAGUCAACCGUCAUACGAGAACAGCUUGAGCCGGGAGCGAUCGUAUGCCGCUUUGCCGAGUCAUGGCUGCGUCUUGGUACUUUUGACCUAAUGCGAUCGAGAGGUGAUCGGAACCUUAUUCGCAAAGUUGCUACCUAUAUCGCAGAAGAUGUGUUUGGCGGAUGGGAAUCACUUCCCGCUGUCCUGCCAUCAGACACAAAAGAUGCUCAUCCCGAUCCUGCCAGAGGCGUGCCCAAGGACGAACUCCAGGGUAAAGAAGGUGCUGAAGAGAACCGCUUCACAAGGCUAUACCGGGAAAUUGUCCGUCGAAAUGCCAAAGUUGUUGGCAUGUGGCAGGCCUACGGUUUCAUGAAUGGUGUUCUUAAUACCGACAAUACUUCGAUAUUUGGUCUCUCUAUGGACUAUGGCCCGUUCGCAUUCAUGGACAAUUUUGACCCGACAUAUACUCCCAACCAUGAUGACCACAUGCUUCGAUACAGCUAUCGAGCCCAGCCGACCAUCAUCUGGUGGAAUCUUGUCCGUCUCGGUGAAUCAUUGGGCGAGUUGAUCGGUUCUGGUGAACGUGUCGACGACGAAGUGUUUGUGGAAAAGGGUGUUGAGGAAGACUUUGCUCCUAUUCUCAUCAAGCGCGCCGAGACCAUCAUUGAUCAGAUUGCCGAUGAAUACAAGGCUGUGUUUUUUAGUGAGUAUCGGCGCCUGAUGACUCUGCGCCUUGGCCUGAAGACCCAGAAAGAAGGCGACUUUGAGAAACUCUUCUCCGAGCUCCUCGACACUUUGGAAGCCCUCGAGUUGGACUUUAACCACUUCUUCCGUCGCUUGUCUACGGUAAGGCUCGAAGACGUCAGUACCAAAGAGAAUCGAGAACAAACGGCAGAACGGUUUUUCCACCAUGAGGGAGUUACAGGGUUGAACGAGACCAAUGAAAGUGGCCGCGAAAGGAUUGGGAAGUGGCUUGACUCGUGGCGAGAACGAAUCGUGGAGGAUUGGGGCACCGAGUCAUCUACCGACGAGGACCGAGAAAAGGCCAUGAAAGCAGUCAACCCGAACUUUGUGCCACGAGGAUGGUUACUCGACGACAUUAUUGAUCGAGUGCAGAAUAAAAAGGAAAGAGAUAUCCUUCAAGGUGUGAUGGAAAUGUCAUUGAAUCCAUUCCAAGAUGAGUGGAACUGGAAUGAGGAAAUCGAAAAGAAGUAUUGUGGUGAUGUUCCACGAUAUCAGAGAGCCAUUCAAUGUAGUUGCUCCUCUUAGAUUUAUCACCUUACAUACCGGAAUGACAAAACGGCGUUGAUUAGUACCCAAGUCAAACAGAAGUCGCAAUUGUCUUUCGUGUUUCCCAGGUAUAUACA
Molecule: messenger RNA, 2434 nt
Organism: Exophiala oligosperma
Lineage: Eukaryota; Fungi; Ascomycota; Eurotiomycetes; Chaetothyriales; Herpotrichiellaceae
Exons: 1
Coding region: 285-2336 (683 amino acids)
Source: RefSeq, a predicted model, not a curated record